Mercurialis annua (annual mercury) is the source of this 873-nucleotide messenger RNA. RefSeq names its product alkane hydroxylase MAH1-like. The record is from RefSeq and is a predicted model, not a curated record. Gene Ontology annotation, molecular function: iron ion binding; monooxygenase activity; oxidoreductase activity, acting on paired donors, with incorporation or reduction of molecular oxygen. The transcript has 3 exons. Bases 1 to 873 code for a protein of 290 amino acids. Lineage: Eukaryota; Viridiplantae; Streptophyta; Magnoliopsida; Malpighiales; Euphorbiaceae.
AUGGCCAUAAUUUGUGCAGCCAUUGUUUUUGUUAUGCAUUGGCUGCUGAACAGAAAAUCUAUAAUCAUCAACUGGCCUAUUGUCGGUAUGAUUCCGGGGCUUGCUCAAAAUAUGUCUCGAAUUCAAGAAGCUGGUGGUACGUUUUUAUUCAAAGGACCUUGGUUUAGCGGUAUGGAUUUUCUGCUAACAAGUGAUCCCAAGAAUGACCCUUUGUUCAGAGAGAUUUGCGAUCCUCUUGGUGAUGGAAUUAUUUCUGCUGAUUCAGAUAAUUGGAGAUUUCUGAGAAGAAUAAUUCAUUCUUUAGUCAAUCAAGAAUUAAGGUAUGAUGCUGCCAUAGAAAGAAUACUGGAAGACAAAAUCUUGAAACGCCUGUACCAGGUUUUGGAUCAUGCAUACCAAAUCGGGUCGGAAUUUGAUUUACAGGAUGUAAUCCAAAGAUUAACGUUUGAUGGUAUUUGUCUUUUGUUGUUAGGAUAUGACCCAAAUUGUCUUGCUUCAGGGUUCCCUCACAAUGCGCUCGAGAAGGCUUUUCAUGAAAUGGAGGAGGCUAUUCAUUUCCGACAUAUCGUUCCGAGAGUAUUUUGGAAGUUGCAGAGAUGGCUUCAGAUCGGAGAAGAGAAGAAGAUGAGAAGAUCCUGGGACUUAUUUGAAAAAUUUGUUAUGGAUUGCGUUACUACAAAAAGAGAGGAGAUAAUAACCCGAAAACGAACCCCAAGCGAAAACCAAACCGAAGACAAUUUUGACAUGUUAACAGCUUUUCUGGAGGAAGAAGACGGAGGAGAAAACGUUGCAAUCACGAAAUCAAACAAAUUUCUGAGAGACAUGACAUUUAAUCUCAUGGCGGCCGGAAGAGACACUAUUUAUUGCGAGUAA